Messenger RNA from Drosophila erecta, 457 nucleotides. RefSeq lists its product as uncharacterized. Bases 43 to 417 code for a protein of 124 amino acids. The record is from RefSeq and is a predicted model, not a curated record. The transcript has 2 exons. NCBI's taxonomy places the organism in Eukaryota, Metazoa, Arthropoda, Insecta, Diptera, Drosophilidae.
UUUUAAAUUGUGCUUCAGUCGGCCAUUGAAAGUUUCCAGAAAAUGUCGCGUGCAGUGUUGAUAACUUUCUGCGUCUUGGUUGUUUUGACCGCACAAUCGCUCGGCCAAAAUGUGACCUUGCAACAGUCAAUUGACUGGGCCAAUGAGGAGUUCAAAAUCGCUCAAGUUGUUGCCCAAGGAAAGCUACCCAACAACGCUGAGGCCCAGAACGAUGCCAAGGAGCAACUGGACACUUUGAAACUGGCUUUGUCCCAUUGCGAAGCUGAGCUCAAGUCCACCCUAAGUGUCGAUCUUCACAAGACUUGUGUUAAAGCCGUGUUUGCUGGCUUUUAUACUGCUUUGGAUCGCUUGGCCGCGGAGCAUUGGCCCAUCUAUGGAGCCACCUCGGGAGCUUCUCGAAUUGGCCUCUUCUGCUAAUCAAAAGCAUACAAAUAAAUCAGCUUAAAAAAUCUAACCC